This is a messenger RNA of Mytilinidion resinicola, 1422 nucleotides long. RefSeq lists its product as uncharacterized. The transcript is spliced from 3 exons. The record is from RefSeq and is a predicted model, not a curated record. Gene Ontology annotation, cellular component: nucleus. Lineage: Eukaryota; Fungi; Ascomycota; Dothideomycetes; Mytilinidiales; Mytilinidiaceae. Bases 1 to 1422 code for a protein of 473 amino acids. Gene Ontology annotation, biological process: regulation of transcription by RNA polymerase II. Gene Ontology annotation, molecular function: DNA-binding transcription factor activity, RNA polymerase II-specific; RNA polymerase II transcription regulatory region sequence-specific DNA binding.
AUGGCCAGCGAAAACGAGACGGGCUUCGCCGCCUCUCACGAGUUCCAAUGCACAGGUUACAAGGACCUCGAGACUGGUCAGCCCUGCAACCAGAGGUUCAAGACGGCGAAAGAGCUGAGACGCCAUAAGAAGUAUCGGGAUGAUCACGACUACUGUUAUAAGUGCGACAAAGACUUCCCAGAUUGGGCAGCCUACGUCAAACACAAAUCGGAGGAGCCUCUACAACAUCCGGCGGCUUGCAGAGUUUGCGGGGAGGAGUUUGGCUCAAUUAGCGGAAUGAAACGCCAUCUCGAGGCUUCGCACCCAGUUGAUCAGAAUGUCCCGUGCAUCGGGUGCGGCGAAACAUUCCCACGAGCAUCGCGCAUGAUUGAUCAUCUUGAGAAAGGACAGUGCCCGAAGAUCAGUGCCGCUCAGUUUUCUGGGCAUCUGGCACACAAAACUAUCGUCAGCAAGCUUCUGAAGUCCCCGGAGCAGCUAGCCAAGAUCAAUGCCCUCGCAGGCUAUGAAGAAGCGGCCCAGGAUGACGACGAGGGGGGGGGUGUUGCUCUGCUCGAUGACAGCCAGGGCCCCAGGCUUGAAUAUGAAGCUCUGGAGCCAGAGAAGACACUCGGAUCGGUCAAUGCACCCCGACUUGGGGAGAGCUUCCCUGCCUUGCCAUCGUCGAAGCCUGAGGGACAACGCGCAAUGGACAGCCUGACGACUAGUGCUGCUAACAUGCGUCUUUCUGAAGCUGCCCAGCCAGGUGUUGUUUCCAAGGUCGCUGGUCCAGAUGCUAUCGCGCCUCAGAAUCCUUGGUCUGGCCCUGGAGUCACAAAAGCACUCUUCCCGAAAGCCAAGGAGACACCGCCUACCGAUGCAUGGAAGUACAAAUUAAGAGCGCGUGACUUGGUCGAUGAAAACAAUGAGAUCAACCUAUUCAAAGAUAGGUUCUGGGAUCCUACUUGCAAGGACUUUGACCCGAAACGAUUCUACCAUCCUAUCCUCAUGACCUAUCAAUGUCCGUUCCCUCACUGCGAGGAAAAAUUCGCGAAUGACUUCGACCUGGAAAAUCACAUCCUAAGCAUUCACCGUAUGAGAGAUCAACGCUGCCCAUCAUGCUGCAAGAUUUUCAAAUCUAGCGCAGCAUUGAUUGCGCAUGCCGAGGCCCCGAACAGCCGUUGUCAUCUUUCGAAGAGUGACAAGUUCACUCAGGCUCUUGAUGAACUAUCCGGUGGCUUUUUGGGAGCAACUUACACCAUCCGCCCCGACCAUGUCCCACACGAAAAUCCUGAAAUCGAAGAGUUCGAGCAUCCUAUUACCAAAGAGAAGUUCCAAGUUGAGAAGCAGCCGAUUCCCGUGGGGUACAACCAAUACGAGUCGACCAAACCUCCCGACUGGGUGGAACCGGGCUCGGAGCUGGACUAUCUGAAGUGGACCAUUUGA